Phycodurus eques (leafy seadragon) is the source of this 1966-nucleotide messenger RNA. Its product is annotated as cAMP-regulated D2 protein. Gene Ontology annotation, molecular function: cholinesterase activity. The record is from RefSeq and is a predicted model, not a curated record. The transcript is spliced from 8 exons. The coding region runs from base 81 to 1916 and encodes 611 amino acids. NCBI's taxonomy places the organism in Eukaryota, Metazoa, Chordata, Actinopteri, Syngnathiformes, Syngnathidae.
AGGCAGCAGUCUUGUUGGGGGAUUUGGCUCUUUGUGAUCUGAGCUGAGCGUGUUGGAAAAAUAAGUGUUAUUUGGCAAAUAUGGGGAGCUGGAGGUGUUUGCCGCUGUUGUGCGCACUUUGUUUGGUGCCAACCACCGGAGAGGCAACGAAAAGUGACGACGAGGUCAACCUUGUCAGCUUCUUGAGAGGGAUCUACACCGGACUCUUGGUGAGGGAUGACCCCUUCGUUCUCAACACAGACUUUGGGAUAAACUCCCUCGCUUUGGAAAAGCCGGAGGUCCUCUCGUUCGCAGAAGAAAACGGAAACAACGGCGAACCGGUCAAGGACAACAAUGGGACGGCUGGACCUGUGGUGUUGACCAAAAACGGGCCAGUCGAGGGGAUUACAGCAGAUAAGGCCCAGGUAUUCUAUGGGAUACCAUAUGCGGACCCCCCGGUUGGAUCUUACCGCUGGAAGCCGCCCAGACCUGUGAGUCCUUGGAAGGGGGUUUACGACGCCACCUUCCCCAGGGCGCCAUGUAUGCAGGCCUGCAGAGGACCUAUCGCUGCAGAAUGUCCACAACAUGCCAGCGAGGACUGUCUUUAUCUCAACAUCUUCGUCCCCCGCGACGUGAACUUCAGCUCCCCGCCGCGCAGUCCACUUCCCGUGAUGGUGUGGAUCCACGGUGGGGAUUUCAUCGCCGGUUCGGCGUCCAAGCCGCUGUACGACGGCCGCUUCAUGAGCAACUUCACCCGCUCCAUUGUCGUAAGCCUGGAGUACAGACUGGGUGCGUUCGGGUUCCUGGUGUCAGGCAAAGACCCCGAGACGUCAGCUGUGGGAAAUUACGGCAUUCUGGACCAGCAGGCGGCGCUCCUUUGGGUCCAGCGGAACGUUGCCACGUUUGGAGGUGACUCCGGCAAGGUAACGCUAUUCGGAGAGAGUGCCGGUGCUCAGUCUGUGAGUCUUCACCUGAUGAUCCAAAGCAGCAAGCCUCUGUUCAAACAGGCGGUUCUGCAGAGUCUUCCCUUUUCCAUCCCUCUCAAGACCAGACACGACGCCCUGAAGCUCGGGAAGGACUUUGCAAAAAAGACCAAUUGUUCCGUCGCCGACAUCGUCUGCCUGCUGUCGCUGGCGCCACGCGCCGUCCUGGAAGCGCAGAUGAAAACAAGUUCCAAGCUCGUGAACCCGUUCAGGUUCCUGGAGGUGUUCGAGACGUGGGGUCCCUUCAUCGAUGGCGAGCUCAUCAAGGACCAGGCGGUCACCGCCUUCCAGAAAGGCCACUGGCAUAAGGAGAAACCGGUGCUGCUGGGCACAACCUCAGAAGAAGGCGUGAUCUUUGCGUACGGCGUCUUUAACAAGCCCGUGUCGGCGGUGCAGUCCAUCAUGUACGUUACGGCCAUCUUCAAACAGCACAGCCUGCGGAUCCUGCACAAGUACCUGCCUCUCUACAGAGACUCUGACCGAAGAGAUAUGCUGGCUCAGAUCAUCACAGACUUUGUCUUCCUGUGUCCAUCGCGAAGGUCGGCGCGUGUAGGCACAGAAGCAGGCUGCAAAGCGUGGAUGUACGUAUUCGACCACGUGACCUCGGACGCCCGCGUCUGGUCCGGUCUGACCUUCUGCUACCGGCACGUCUGCCACGGCGCCGAGUUGCCGUUCGUCUUCGACUCGGCCCCCGCGGCCAACUUCACGAUGACGCCGGCCGAGAAGGUGCUGUCCAAUCGGAUGCUGUGUUACUGGGGCGCCUUCGCCCACACGGGUGACCCGUCCUCACGGGUCAGUCAGACAACCUUCUGCCGGGAGCAACGUCUGCCCGUGUGGCCUCGCUAUUCUGACACCAGCGGGUGGCUGGUCAUGAACCUGACGGUGCACUCGCAUGCACAAAUGGGGACCAGGAGCCAUGUGUGUGACUUCUGGGACCAUCUGGGUAUCUACUAGGGCUGCAAAAUUCCAUGAAUUUUCAAAUAAUAUGAUUUCCACGUUUGUGU